CAUAACCUAUAAUAUAAAAUAGAGGUUAUAUAUUUGAAAUUUUUUUUCACGUGCGAUUAAUGAAUAAAAAAAGGAUAUCCUAGUAAAAAACUUCAUAUUGUUUCAUUUAUUCAAUUUAAAAUGGAUGUUGAAAUUCGAUUUAUAGAUUCAAGCAAAGGAAAAGGCUUAUUCGCUAAGAAAUCUUUUUCUGAACGUUCCGUAAUAUUUGAAGAGGAACCUCUAGUUGCCUGUCAGUUUUCAUGGAAUGCAAAGUGUAAAUAUCGUGCUUGCGAUCAUUGUUUACGGCCACUUGAAACUGCAGAGGAAAAUGCUAGAAGAUUGACUGGAAAUACUAAUUUGAUACUACCAUACCCAGAAUGUUGUACAACAAAGAAAGACACAAUAGUUUCAUGUGAAAAAUGUGGUGUUGAAUAUUGCAGUCCUGAUUGCCUUACAAGUGCUAACUCUCAAUAUCACCAAACUAUAUGUUUAGGAACCCACGAAAGAAAUGGCAUUCAUCCCUUAGAACUCCUUGAUGAAGCAUGGAGAAAUAUUCAUUUUCCUCCAGAAACAAAUUCAGUAAUGUUGAUAGUGAGGCUUUUGUCUAGGAUUGUCCAAUGUGAUGAUCCUCAACUAGCAAUUUCACAGAUACUACAGUUUUGUCACCGUACUGUCAAUGAAGACAACGCAUUGGCUCAUAAACUACUAGGUUACAAAUUCUCAGAUCAGAUUGAUAAACUACGUACGUUGAUGCAGCAAGCUUUUCCACAUGAAACUAUACAGCAAUUUGUGACUGUGGAAGGAUUCAAAAGUUUGCUAGCUCUCAUUGGAACAAAUGGACAAGGAACUGGUACCAGUGCUUUGAGUCAAUGGGUUUCUGAAGUUUCAAAACUCCCUUUAGCUGACUUGGAAAAAACAAAUUUGGACCAAUUUAUUGACAAAUUAUAUCAAGACAUCGAUGAUCAUACAGGUUCUUUCUUGAAUAAUGAAGGGGUAGCUUUGUACAUGCUUCAAAGUGCAGCAAACCACAGUUGUUUACCUAACGCUGAAGUCAGUUUUCUCCAUAAUAACACCAAAUUAUCUCUUGUGGCUUUAAGAGAUAUAAACGAGGGAGAAGAAAUUUUUAUAAGUUAUUUGGGUGAAUGUGAUCUUCAAAGGUCUAGGGUGUCAAGACAUAGAGAAUUAAUGGAGAAUUAUUUAUUUGAAUGUGAAUGCGAAAAAUGUUUGAAAGAAUGUGAUAACUUUUAUAUUACUAGUGAUGAAGAUGAGGACAUAGAUGUGUAAAAGAAAUAUUGUAGGAAUAUAAGAGAUUUUUAAUCUUCCUUUUUUUUUCAAUAUUGUUUAAAAUUAUUCAUAAAUACAUAAAUUUAUUUCAUAUUUAUAUUCAUGCUAUUCUUUUUGAUAAUAUCAGAAAAAUAUAAACAAUCAGAAUUUAGUCCAAAAUUUUAAAGGUAAACUCUUUGAAAUGAAUACAAUUUUUUUGCGGAACUGUUAAAUAAUAGAACAAAAUAUCUAUCUGAACCUCAUAGGAAAGAGGUCUAAACUAUGAAAUUUUUAAUAUUACUUUUAACAAAGACAAUGAACCUUCAUAAUUCAAUUAUUGCUUAAUACCUAAUUUUAUUGCUAAAUACCCAAACACCGAAAGGUAUUAUUGGGAUUUGUAUAUGUAUAUUGCUAAAUAAACAGCUUGUUU
Molecule: messenger RNA, 1672 nt
Organism: Harmonia axyridis
Lineage: Eukaryota; Metazoa; Arthropoda; Insecta; Coleoptera; Coccinellidae
Gene: Smyd5
Product: histone-lysine N-trimethyltransferase SMYD5
Exons: 5
Coding region: 121-1263 (380 amino acids)
Molecular function (GO): protein binding; histone H4K20 methyltransferase activity
Source: RefSeq, a predicted model, not a curated record